UAGUCCAAGAGAGUGUGGCAGUCGUGACCACUGCAAAAGCAUUCCAGUAUUAGUUAUUUCGAUGAUAAAAUUCUGACUUCUUUUAUGGCAGAAUGCAUAUCAAAUCGCACGUGUUGCUUUCGUGUUUCAAAUUAUUGCCACUGCAUUUGUGUGGAGGCUUACGCGGCUGUUUGUUGGUGAAAAGGCAGUCAACGUUAGCAAUGUAUCAAGCUGUGGAAAGAGGUUCACCAAAUACAACAGACUACAGAAUAUAUUUCAGAAAUGCUUCUGGUCCAAUUUCCCCGUUACAUGACAUUCCAAUUUUUGCUGAUGCCAGCAAGAAAACCUACAAUAUGGUUGUUGAGAUUCCUCGAUGGACAAAUGCUAAAAUGGAGAUCAAUUUGAAAGAAGUUCUGAAUCCUAUUAAACAGGAUGUAAAGAAAGGAAAGUUAAGGUUUGUGGCAAAUUGCUUUCCUCACCAUGGUUAUAUUUGGAACUAUGGAGCCAUUCCACAGACAUGGGAAAAUCCGGAAGUUUUAGAUGAAUCAACAGGUUGCAAAGGUGACAAUGAUCCCAUUGAUAUUUUGGAAAUUGGUUUCCGAGUUGCAAAGAGGGGAGAAGUACUUCAGGUUAAAGUGCUGGGAACAGUAGCCCUCAUCGAUGAAGGUGAAACUGAUUGGAAGAUAAUUGCCAUUGAUGUAAAUGAUCCUUUAGCAGAUGAACUGAAAGAUAUUUCAGAUGUGGAGAAGCAUUUUCCUGGACUUUUGAAGGCAACAGUUGAGUGGUUCAAAAUUUACAAAAUCCCAGAUGGGAAGCCAGAAAACCAGUUUGCCUUUAAUGGUGAGGCAAAGAGCAGAGAAUUUGCUCAUCAUGUUAUUGAUGAUGUGCAUAAAUACUGGUGUAGCCUCAUUAAGAAAGAAGCUGAAGCUGGUGGAAUUUCAUGUGCAAAUGUAACAAAUGCCGAGAGUCCAUUCAAGAUAGAACAGAAGGAUGCAGAAGAUAUCAUUGCAAAGAGUCCACAACCUGGACUACCCCAUCCUGUUGAGUCUAUUGUGGACAAAUGGCAUUACAUUCAUCUGAAGUAAUUCCUGAGGAUAUUAGUAUCUUCUAACUCAGAUUUUUAAAGGGUAAAAUGGACCAUUUAGCAUAUAUGAUCAGUUAGAAUGUAUUCAUAUCAUACUAACAUCAUUGUUGGCAGUUUUGUAAGAAUCUGAACCAAAAUAUUUCAUUUUCUUCUAGCUGCUUGCUUCAAUUCAUAUGUAGGUGAUAUUUAAAUCUUUAUGUUGGACACUGUAUGAUGUAAUUGUUGUAAAAUGCCAUGUGGAGUAUGUGGUUACAGAACAAACUCAUCUGAGAUGAGUUUGUUGGGGUGCGAGAUGGAUUUGAUAAUGGAAUAAAUUAAUUAUUCAUUUUUAA
Molecule: messenger RNA, 1395 nt
Organism: Zootermopsis nevadensis
Lineage: Eukaryota; Metazoa; Arthropoda; Insecta; Blattodea; Termopsidae
Gene: Nurf-38
Product: Inorganic pyrophosphatase Nurf-38
Biological process (GO): phosphate-containing compound metabolic process
Cellular component (GO): cytoplasm
Molecular function (GO): inorganic diphosphate phosphatase activity; magnesium ion binding
Source: RefSeq, a predicted model, not a curated record